This is a messenger RNA of Darwinula stevensoni, 2729 nucleotides long. Lineage: Eukaryota; Metazoa; Arthropoda; Ostracoda; Podocopida; Darwinulidae. The record is from the annotation of a GenBank genome assembly.
GUCGAGGAUGCCCAGCCACCUGCGGUGCUUCUGUCCCGACGCGUCUCUUCCACUUCUAAGGCUCCUGUGAGAAGUUAAGGAUGAAACGGAAGACGGAGGUGACGGACUUCCACGACCGCGACAGCUCCGCGUGGAAGAAGUUCAUCCUCCUGGUCUGGAAGAAUUACAUAAUCCAGAAGCGGCACAAUAUCCAAACGAUCGUGGAGAUCACCCUACCCCUGCUCUUCACGUGUCUCCUCCUCGUCAUCCGCGUCGUCAUCAAGCUGGACGUCGUCACGGAGCCCACGAUAUUCCCCGCGUUCCCCGUCGAAAUCGAUUCGCUCGAAGAUCUUAACUUCACAUGUGAGAAUGAGGCACUUUUCGGAUUCAAGCCGUGCCUCGUAGCUUUUACGCCAAACACAAGCGAAAUCAUUGAACUCAUGGGAGAAGUGGGGUCGAAACUGGACGUUACAGCAAAAGGUUACCAGUCGGAAGCAGACAUGAUAUCGGAGUUGAUGGGAACCACUAGUUCAAAAAAAUCUUCCUCGAACAAGUCCCCGAGAAAGCCUUCCUCGCCUCGAGACGCCACUGCUAGGUCUUUCGGGGAUGGGGUGUGCGAUCCGUUGGGCAACAAUACCGAUAUUUUCCAGGACCUUUUAGAAAAUUUUGUCACGAACCGAACCAUCCAGGGAUCCUUCCGAGCAGGCGUCGUCUUCAACGUCACCUCCUUCUCCAACCAGACCCAUAUCCAGGCAAUUUCCUUUCCCGUCUCCCCUCGCGUCUGCCUCCCCGCGCAUCCACCGACAAUCUCCCUUCUCUUUGCAUCAGAUGUCGCUGAGAUUCCGAGCCGUCCCGUACCAGAGGAGCAAUCCUUUGAUGCCGACUCCCACAUGGAUGACAGACCUCCUUUAUCCCAGGUUUCAGACGCCGGGGCCCCGUAUCGAGUGCAAGGUGGAAUUUCCCUUCCAGGCUACUACGAGGAAGGAUUCCUCCUGCUCCAGCACACCAUCUUCAAGGAAAUCGCGAAUUUCUGGAACUCCGCGGGACUGAACAGCACCGAGGAACAGAACAGCUCCUGGCCGUCAGAGGACGACCUGCAAGUCUACCUCCAGCGAAUGCCCUACCCCCCGUACGUGGACGACACGUUCCUGGUCGCCCUCGGCGGCUGGCUUCCCCUCGUCCUCAUGCUCUCCUUCAUCUACCCGGCCGCUAACAUCAGCAAGAGCAUCACCCACGAGAAGGAGAAACGGCUCAAGGAAUCAAUGAAGAUGAUGGGUCUCCCCAACUGGCAGCACUGGCUGGCCUGGUUCGUGAAAUCCUUCCUCUUCCUCCUCAUCGCCGUCAUCUUGAUGACCAUCAUCCUCGUAGUCAAGGCUUACAAGGCGCCGAAUGGGACGAAGCUGGCCGUUCUCGACAAAUCCGAUCCAUUCCUCGUCUUUUGUUUCCUCGUCACCUAUGCCCUUGCCACAAUUGCCUUCGCCUUCCUCGUAUCCACAAUUUUCUCUAAAGCGAAUUCGGCGUCGACAUGGAGCGGUCUCCUGUGGUUCCUCACCUACAUCCCGUUCACCUUCCUCGACCCCCGAUACGAGCAGCUGAGUCUCAACUUGAAAUUAAGUACGUCCAUCUUCGUCAACAUGGCCAUGGCCUUCGCUGGGAAAAUCAUCGGACUCUUCGAAGGAGCUGGGAAAGGGGUACGCUGGGAGACUCUAUGGGAACCAGUGUCGCCAGACGACGACUUGUCGUUCGGUCACAUCAUGCUCAUGUUCCUCGUGGACAUCGUCCUCUAUCUCCUGAUCGCUUGGUACCUAGACGCCGUCUUCCCAGGUUCUUAUGGGGUACCGCAGAAAUGGUACUUCCCCUUCCAGAAGAGUUACUGGCUGGGAAUCAAAGAGAAACCCAUUGAAGAAGCGACAAGUGCUCUACGGGCGAGGCCUGACCUCUUCGAAGAAGAUCCGAGACAUCUCAAACCUGGCAUCCGCAUCAUAAAUCUCUCUAAGAUCUACAAGGGGGAGAAGUUGGCGGUGAACGGCAUGAACCUGAACAUGUACGAAGGCCAGAUCACGGUCUUGCUGGGUCACAACGGAGCCGGAAAAACAACCACCAUGUCCAUGCUCACCGACGACGAUCUUUUGACCCCAGAUCGUGAUGCUGGACGAGCCCACCUCAGGGAUGGAUCCGUCGGCGAGGAGAGCCACGUGGGAUCUGCUCCAGGUGAGUCGAAAUCCCCUGAAUCCAAAGAGAGGCGAGGGAGGACGAUGCUGCUCACGACGCAUUUCAUGGACGAGGCGGACCUCCUCGGCGACCGGAUCGCCAUCAUGUCGGAGGGGGAUCUCAAGUGCGUCGGGUCAUCCAUCUUCCUCAAGAAGAAAUUCGUUCAAGACCGGAUCGCCAUCAUGUCGGAGGGGGAUCUCAAGUGCGUCGGGUCAUCCAUCUUCCUCAAGAAGAAAUUCGGGGCCGGGUAUCACAUGGUGGCCGUGAAGGAACCCUGGUGCGAUGUGUCCCGAGUGACCGAGGUGAUCCAGCGACACGUCCCCGACGGGAGUCUGGACCAGAACGUCGGAGCGGAACUCACCUUCCUCCUCCCCGACAACAGCAGUCCCCGUUUCCCGUCCAUGUUCACGGAGUUGGAGAAUCGGAAGGGAGACCUGGGCAUCUCGAGCUUCGGCGUCUCCGUCACCACCAUGGAGGAGGUCUUCAUCAGGUGGGAAUCGGUCUUCGUCUCUCGAAUAGCAAGGAAGUGAUGGAGUAAU